Molecule: messenger RNA, 2334 nt
Organism: Drosophila busckii
Lineage: Eukaryota; Metazoa; Arthropoda; Insecta; Diptera; Drosophilidae
Gene: Scr
Product: homeotic protein Sex combs reduced
Exons: 2
Coding region: 343-1650 (435 amino acids)
Biological process (GO): regulation of transcription by RNA polymerase II; anterior/posterior pattern specification
Cellular component (GO): nucleus
Molecular function (GO): DNA-binding transcription factor activity, RNA polymerase II-specific; RNA polymerase II cis-regulatory region sequence-specific DNA binding
Source: RefSeq, a predicted model, not a curated record
UUCAAAUUUAUUUACUACAAAAUAUACACACACACAUAUACAUAUAUAUAUGUUAAGCUGUAAAAAUAUCGUUGCCAGUGUGUCUGACUGCCACCAAGUCUAGUGCUAUCUACUCGAAGCUUACAUUGUAGCUUCGCUUCUAUCUGCAAUCAGCAGCUAAUGCAAAUAUUUAAUGAGUCUCGAGUCUCGAGUCUGAGUCUGAGUCGAGAGGCACAGAAGCUCAGUUCGUGAUCGAGCAAUGGGAUCUGCGCUGGGGCGUGGAUUAAAGCUAUAGUCAAUUUGAUAUCGGGCUGAGGGCAUCGCUAGCUACAGCAGCAGCAGCUGGAGUAACAACAACAACUGAUGCUUCUACUGUUGCUUCUCAUUUCAGAUACAAAUCGAGAGAACGGCUGCAAAAUGGAUCCAGACUGCUUCGCCAUGUCCUCGUACCAGUUUGUCAACUCGCUGGCCUCGUGCUAUCCACAGCAGAUGAAUCCACAGCAGAGCCAUCCGGGCGCCAAUGCCAGCACGGGCAGCAGCAACGGCGGUGCGGGCGGCUCCAAUGGCGGGCAGGGCAACUCGGGCGCCGCGACGCCCGGCAGCAACGAUUACUUUCCAGCAGCGGCCGCCUAUACGCCAAAUCUUUAUCCCAACACACCGCAGGCGCACUACGCUAACCAAGCUUAUGGCUUGGGUGGUGGCGGAGGCGGCGGCGGCGGCGGCGCAGCUGUCGGGGGACAGGCAAAUCCCGAUAUGGUGGACUACACACAGCUGCAGCCGCAGCGAUUGCUGUUGCAGCAGCAACAACAACAGCAGCAUGCGCAUGCAGCGGCCGCCGUUGUUGCACAGCAGCAACAGCAGCAGCAGCAGCAAUUGCCGCAGCAACACCCGCAACAGCAGCAACAGCAGCAGCAGCAGCAACAGCAAUCGAACAUUAGCUGUAAAUACGCCAAUGAACCGUCAACGCCUGGCGGCGGCAACAACAAUAACAACAACAGUGCUAAUAGCAACAACAACAAUCAGUCGCUCGCCAGCCCGCAGGAUCUCUCCACGCGCGACAUCUCGCCCAAGCUCUCGCCCAGCUCCGUCGUUGAGAGUGUAGCGCGCUCGCUUAACAAAGGCGUCCUGGGCGGCAGUUUGGCAGCCGCCGCCGCCGCCGUUAGCCUCAAUAACAAUCAUGGGGGCAGCGGCGGCGGUCCCGGCGUUCCGGGCGUCAAUGUGCCCAUGCACAGUCCCGGCGGCGGCGACUCAGACUCGGAGAGCGACAGCGGCAACGAGGCGGGCAGCAGUCAGAACAGCGGCAACGGCAAGAAGAAUCCGCCACAGAUCUAUCCCUGGAUGAAGCGAGUACAUCUCGGACAGAGUACUGUGAAUGCCAAUGGCGAGACGAAACGACAACGGACCUCAUACACCCGCUAUCAGACGCUGGAGCUGGAGAAAGAAUUCCACUUCAAUCGCUACCUGACGCGCCGACGACGCAUCGAGAUCGCGCACGCUCUGUGCCUGACGGAGCGGCAGAUCAAGAUCUGGUUCCAGAAUCGGCGCAUGAAGUGGAAGAAGGAGCACAAGAUGGCGUCGAUGAACAUUGUGCCGUACCACAUGGGCCCCUAUGGCCAUCCCUACCACCAGUUCGAUAUCCAUCCGUCGCAGUUUGCGCACCUGAGCGCAUAGGACGCGUGGCACUUUUCGGGUACUGGUUAGAGACUCAAUCAGUUGUAUCAGGAACCAUAUCAGGCGGCGGCAGCAGCCAGCGUAGCCAGCGGAGGCGGCGGUGGUGGCGGCGGCGGUUAUCAGUCGCAGGCCUCCUCCCAGGAUGUCAGCACGGCGGCGGCGCUCGGUAGCGCCAGCGUCGGCGGCGGAGGUGGCAGCAGCAUUAGUGUCGGCAACGGCCCCAAUUCGCUGUUCGGCUCCGCCGUGUCGGUGGCCAAUGCCAGCCAGGCCAAUGCCGAUUGCAUCAAGUAUCCGCAAGAGUUCUGAUCUCAGGUUAUCAUCAGGCAGCAGCAGCAGCAGCAGCUACAGCAGCAGCAACAGUUACAACAACAGCAGCAACAGUCGCUUGAGAAGCUGCUGGAGUUGGACUGUGAGCCCGAGCCAGAUCCCGAAUCGGAUCUGGAGUACAAAGCGGAUAUUGUUGGCUGCAACUUAUUCUGCUGUUGAGCUGCGCUUCUCUCUCGCUCUCUCGCUCUGCUUGCGUCGCUCUGCCGCCACUGUCGCUGUCGCCGUCGAUCCACCAACAUCAAAGAUGAUACUUCUUGUUUGCAACUGAUUCGUGUUAAGCUGAGAAACGAGCCGCGUUGCCGGAGUGCGGCUCGUUUGGGUUUAUGAUACUGGAACUGGUGGGAGCAACAACAACAA